UGGGCUUGGUUUCGCUGGUUUCGCCUCUGAACGCCGCGGGGGCGGCGUAGAAUAUGUAGAGUCUUACUAUGGGUUGCGUGUUUUUCUGCUCUUCCAAAACGACAAUUCAAAACUGAGUUCAUUGAAACUUCGUGCCUGUGAGGAUUGAGCUAUCUGAGGUUUUAAAGCAAUUGUUUUAAAUCAGAUUCAGACUUCUCCCAUCGGCAGCAUGACUACCUUGGACAUCCGUCUCAAGAAGAUAAACAAGAUAUACCACGAAGGAGAAGAUGUGGUGGGAGUGGUGGUGGUGGAAAGCCGUUCUGAGGUGAAGCAUGAGGGCCUCACGUUGUCCCUCGACGGUAGCGCCACCAUGCAGCUCAGCGCCAAGAAUGUGGGCAUCUUUGAAGCCUUCUACUCCUCUGUCAAGCCUGUGCAGCUGAUCCACUACAGCCUGGAGGUGGCCAAGCCAGGCCGGCUUCCUGCGGGCAGGACUGAGUUGCCCUUCGAGUUUCCCCUGCGUCCCAAGGGGAAUCGGACACUCUACGAGACCUACCACGGAGUCUUCAUCAACAUUCAGUACCUGCUCAGGUGCGAGAUGAAGAGGUCGCUACUCAACAAAGACCUGCACAAGACGCUCGAGUUCAUCGUCGAGUUCAAGGAGGGAUCCGAGAAAUCUGUGCCUGUUCCUGUGAAUAUCAACAUUUCUCCAGAGUCACUGCAGAAUGUGAGAGAUCGUUCCAAGGUGCCCCAGUUCCUGGUGAAAGGCAAGAUCGACAGCACUUCCUGUUGCAUCACGAAGCCCUUCACUGGCGUGCUGUCGGUGGAGUCGUGCGACUCGCCCAUCCGCUCCAUCGAGCUGCAACUGGUGCGUGUGGAGACGUGCGGCUGCGCAGAGGGCUACGCUCGAGAUGCGACCGAGAUCCAGAACAUCCAGAUUGGAGAAGGCGACGUGUGUCAUGGCAUUAACAUUCCAAUCUACAUGAUCUUCCCUCGGCUGUUCACUUGCCCGACCCUCAUCACCAAUAACUUCAAGAUUGAAUUUGAAGUCAACAUUGUCCUGGUCUUCGAAGAUGAUCACCUAAUGACAGAAAACUACCCAAUAAAGCUGACUCGUUUCUAGUUCAUA
Ixodes scapularis (black-legged tick) is the source of this 1105-nucleotide messenger RNA. Its product is annotated as vacuolar protein sorting-associated protein 26C. Gene Ontology annotation, cellular component: endosome. NCBI's taxonomy places the organism in Eukaryota, Metazoa, Arthropoda, Arachnida, Ixodida, Ixodidae. The transcript is spliced from 9 exons. Bases 209 to 1099 code for a protein of 296 amino acids. The record is from RefSeq and is a predicted model, not a curated record. Gene Ontology annotation, biological process: intracellular protein transport.